Molecule: messenger RNA, 3045 nt
Organism: Arachis duranensis
Lineage: Eukaryota; Viridiplantae; Streptophyta; Magnoliopsida; Fabales; Fabaceae
Product: pentatricopeptide repeat-containing protein At3g26540-like
Exons: 1
Coding region: 34-2127 (697 amino acids)
Biological process (GO): RNA modification
Molecular function (GO): RNA binding; protein binding
Source: RefSeq, a predicted model, not a curated record
CCAAGUCUUCUGGUCUUUCCAUUGUGCCCUUACAUGGGUGUAAGUGCCGCUUCCAUACUCAACCAGCUCCUCCACGCAAAGAACCUCAAGCCUCAACCACGCUCCACCGCAACCAACACCACCAAGGCGGCCAUCACAACCAUCCUCUCCCACGUCAACGCCGGUCACAUCUGUAAAGCCGCCUCCGUCCUCUUCGCAUUCCCGGCGCCCUUCCCAUACUCCCUCUACGCCCAUCUCUUCCAACACUGCACCUCCCCACGCGCAGUCGUUGGCCUCCGCAAGGCCGAGUCCCACCUCCUCACCUUCUCCCCCAACCCACCCAUCUUCCUUCUCAACCGAGCAAUUGAGGCUUAUGGAAGAUGUGACUCUCUUCGGGAUGCACGUGAAUUGUUCGAUGAAAUGCCGCAGCCAGACGGUGGCUCUUGGAAUGCGCUCAUCAACGCUUAUUCCCAGAGAGGUUUCUCGGAUGAGGUUUUCAAGCUGUUUUUGAAGAUGAAUAGGUGUGGUGUUUAUCCCAAUCAGAUAACUUUGGCUGGUGUUCUUGGGUCGUGUGCUGUGGCUUCUGAGAUUGUUUUGGCCAAGCAGGCUCAUGUGACUGUUGUGAAAUUUGGGUUUUGUCGCAAUGUGAUUCUCGGGAGUUCCCUUGUUAAUGUCUAUGGAAAAUGUGGGCUCAUGGUUGAUGCUCGUAGAAUGUUUCAAGAGAUUCCAAGUCCCAAUGCUGUCACUUGGAAUGUCAUUGUGAGGAGGUAUCUUGAUGCUGGCGAUGCGAGGGAGGCCAUUGUCUUGUUUUCGCGGAUGUUUUUGGUGAAGGUUCGACCAUUGCAUUUCACAUUUUCAGCUGCUCUUGUUGCUUGUGCGAGUAUCUCUCGGCUGGAAGAGGGGAUGCAGAUACAUGGGGUGGUUGUGAAGUUAGGUCUUCACGAGGAUAAUGUUGUUUCAAGCUCACUUAUUAACAUGUAUAUGAAGUGUGGUAAGCUUGAGGAUGGCCAUGAGAUUUUUGAUCAGAUUGGUUCCAAAGAUUUGGUGUCUUGGACCUCGAUUGUAUCUGGGUAUGCAAUGUGUGGGAAAAUAUGGGAAGCAAGGAAGAUUUUUGAUGAGAUGCCUGAGCGAAAUGUGAUCUCAUGGAAUGCAAUGUUGGCAGGGUAUGCUAGAUUUUGUGAUUGGCACGAAGCAUUAGACUUUAUAUAUCUGAUGCUUGGUAAAAUUAAAGAUGUUGAUCAUGUAACACUUAGUCUGAUGUUAAAUGUCUCUGCAGGUCUUUCAGAUCAGGAGAUGGGUAAACAAGUACAUGGUUAUAUAUAUCGACAUGGUUUCCACUCAAACCUGAGUGCCGGCAAUGCUCUUCUUGAUAUGUAUGGUAAAUGUGGGAACUUAAACAGUGCCACAGUUUGGUUUGACCAGAUGAGUAAUCGGCGUGACUGGGUUUCUUGGAAUGCUUUGUUGGCUAGCUAUGAUCAUCAUCAGUUGGGUGAACAAGCACUAACAAAAUUUUUGGAGAUGCAGUGGGAGACAAAACCAACAAAGUAUACCUUUGGAACUCUCUUGGCAGCAUGUGCAAAUAGUUCUUCUCUUAACUUUGGAAAACAGAUUCAUGGAUUCAUCAUUAGACAUGGAUUUGAAAUGGAUAUUAUAAUCAGAACUGCUUUGGUCAACAUGUAUUCUCGAUGUCGAUGCCUUGAGUAUGCUAUCGAGGUUCUCAAGGGAGCAAUUUCCAGAGAUAUAGUCAUUUGGAAUACCAUCAUUUUUGGAUGUUGCCACAAUCAUAGGGGUAAAAAGGCGCUUGAACUUUUUCAACUGAUGGAAGCAGAAGGCAUCAAUCCAGACCAAGUGACGUUUCAGGGAAUUCUGCUGGCUUGUGUUGAAGAAGGCUUUGUUGAUGUAGGUACUGACUGCUUUAGAUCAAUGAGCAAUGAAUACUAUGUCCUGCCCUGGCUGGAGCACUAUGAUUGCAUGAUUGAACUAUAUAGUCGGCAUGGAUAUAUGGACGAGCUAGAGAACUUUCUCAAAACAAUGCCAAUAGAGCCCACUCUUUCAAUGUUGAGAAGGGCCUUUGAAGCAUCUCAGAAAAAUAGAUACUCAAGACUAGGAGAAUGGAUUACACAUAAACUUAAUGAAUUUGAACACUAAUUAAUUUCAACCAACUGCAUGUGUGAUUAUAGCAGAGAUCUGAUCUCUGUUUCAGAUUCUAGCUUUGAUUUGCCGCUAUGGACGACUUAUACAUGCAACUGCAGUGAGCACGAGGUUGUUUGGAUUUGCUGAAAGAACAUGAUCAUUGCUAUUGUGCAACUGAAACCACAAAGAAAAAUCCUUGUCCAUAUAAAAGUGGCAGAUUUUAAGGUAUACAAAGAGAAGCAAGUUUCACAGUGCAAGCACAUGCAAAGAGAAAGGAAAGCUACAUUGUUACAGAAUAUGAUCAAAUGAUAAUCUCUUUAGCGUUAUGAAGCAUUAUCAAAGUUGGAAUUGAAGAUUCAAUUUGGGAAUCAGAUGACAGUAAAGGCAUUUGCUGGAGGUAUCAUCCUAGAGGCUGCCUAAUCCUUAUUUGUAGAACAGAAUUGCAGAAGAAAGUUGUUUCUGCAUUCAUACCAAUUAUGUAUCUCCUGAUGAAGGUAGGUUUAGAAGUACAAGUAUGCACCACCACCAGGUACCAACAACAAAGUAUUGUUCUAAUGGAAGGUGAAUGAUAUAGUGGUCCCAAGAUGUUUGGUGUUUCAAUGAUGCAUAAAAGUUUGAACUGUAUAUUAAAAGUUCCAACUGUCGCCACUUCACUGUCUCUGCCUCCAUCAUGUUCAAUCUUCUCUCCUUUAUCUUUCAACUUUUUCCAACAACACCACGGUUGCCGCCGCCACGUUACCAUCAACACCAUUGACCAUCAGCAUCCACCACUCUCAAUCUUCAACCACCAUAAAGAAUGUCAAAGUUCUUGAAAUCUUGACAUAAAGUUCACUUUCAGCAUUGCCAUGGCCACUCCCAUAAAAGUCUCAAAUGAACGACAUCAUCUCAUGCAUCAAAGAGGACAAUGAGGUAUCCUCCUCCUCAACUUGAGUC